Drosophila obscura is the source of this 537-nucleotide messenger RNA. RefSeq names its product homeobox protein MSX-1. Lineage: Eukaryota; Metazoa; Arthropoda; Insecta; Diptera; Drosophilidae. Gene Ontology annotation, biological process: regulation of DNA-templated transcription. Gene Ontology annotation, molecular function: DNA binding; DNA-binding transcription factor activity, RNA polymerase II-specific. The transcript has a single exon. Bases 1 to 537 code for a protein of 178 amino acids. The record is from RefSeq and is a predicted model, not a curated record.
AUGAGUGAAUUUAGCAUCGAUUACAUAUUGAACCGCGCCGGCGACAGAUACAUCGGCACCAAUGCCUCAGUCGGAGUCCUGCAACGACUCCGCGCCAGCAUUCCCUUUCAUCCGUACGCCCAUCCCGGACACAAGGAGCAGCGCGCCUCGCCCCCAGCUGUAGUAGCUCUGGAGGAGGGACAGCUCCCCAUGUACGACUGGUUGCAGUACACCCGCUACCAUCCACCCAAGCUGCCACGUGCCCUGCGGCAGAGUGGACCCGCCAAACGCACGCCCGGACGCCUGCCCCGGAUCCCCUUCACUCCCGCCCAGCUCCAGGCACUGGAGACGGCUUACAAGGAGUCGAACUAUCUGAGCGCAGAGGAUGCCAACAAGCUGGCAGAGUCCCUGGAGCUGACCAACACCCGCGUGAAGAUCUGGUUCCAGAAUCGACGCGCCCGAGAACGACGCGAAAAACGCGACAAGGAUGAGAGCUGCGACUCCACCUUCUCCUCGAAUGCCUCCAGUCCGGAACCGGAUAUGAUUGUCAUUGUUUGA